UCAAAGUCGGUCCAUUCAACCUCGUCGACUCUCACGUGAUAUACACUCGGAAAAUGUCGGCCGAGCACUGUUGUAAAGUUCUGAUAGCCAUGGAUGGCAGCGACCAUUCCAACUACGCAUUUGACUGGUACAUGGACAGGCUUCACCGGAUGGGGAAUGACGUAGUGGUGGCGCAUUGUCCCGACUACAGCGCCAUCUAUCACACGCCCGGUAUCAGUGGCGAUCCGUCCCUGGUUGCCGAGCUCGUUCGAGAAGAGGCUGUCAAAAUCGGCGUCAUUGUCGACAAACUGCGGGAGAGGCUGACUAAAACCGGGGUACCGGGUCGUAUUCUGCGCCUGAAUGGUCAUCCUGGUUCGUCUCUGGUGAAGGCAGCGGAGGAAGAAGAGGUUGAUUACGUCGUCACGGGAACGCGCGGACGCGGCAUGAUGAGUAGGAAGAUACUCGGCAGCGUUAGCGACUACAUCGUACAUCACUCACACGUGCCCGUCGUUGUUUGUCAGAGGCCCAAGGAACAGCAACAGCAAGUGUGAUUGAAGAACAACAAAAGUGUCUUGGUGAUGAGGAUCGCCUUCGAUGCCUUGUUGGGAGGACGUCAUCAAUCUUUUGGGAAGAAGAGUCCAGGGGACAUCAGUAGUCCAGACACCGAGGACAUCAUGGACAUCAUGGACAUUGGAGGCUGUGAUGGCGUCACUGGUCUCUUCGGGGUGUCGACAAUAGUAAACAAACAGUAAAA
This is a messenger RNA of Haliotis rubra (blacklip abalone), 733 nucleotides long. Its product is annotated as universal stress protein Slr1101-like. The record is from RefSeq and is a predicted model, not a curated record. The coding region runs from base 54 to 530 and encodes 158 amino acids. NCBI's taxonomy places the organism in Eukaryota, Metazoa, Mollusca, Gastropoda, Lepetellida, Haliotidae. The transcript has 4 exons.